AUGUCGUCCUCAAAUCAAGACAUGGAUCGGGAGCGCCCGAUGCCCAUCGCCAUAGUCGGCAUGUCCUGCCGUCUGUCGGGUGGUAUCUCAACACUUGAUGAUUUCUGGACCAUGUUAUCGCGCUCGCGUGAUGGCUGGCGACCUAUUCCUGAAGAAAGAUUCACCCCCAAGGCGUAUUACCACCCGGACCCCUAUAAGAAAGGAAGCUUCAAUAACAAAGGUGGAUACUUUAUGAAUGGCGAUUUGUCGAACUUUGACGCGCCUUUUUUCCAUAUAACAAAACAAGAGGCUGAGGCUAUGGAUCCUCAACAAAGACAUCUUUUAGAAUGCACGUAUGAAGCCCUAGAGAACGCAGGGAUACCUAAGAAUACCAUUUCUGGUAGUAAUAUGGGAGUCUUUAUUGGCGGCGCCUCUUCAGAUUAUCGGCUUGGCACAUUAAAAGAACUUGAUCAAGUACCCAUGUAUGAUGCCACUGGCAAUCAUCAGUCCAUCCAGGCUGGCCGCAUCUCUUAUUACUUCAACUUGCACGGCCCUUCUUUUUCAGCAGACACGGCCUGUUCAUCUGGCCUGUAUGCACUACAUUUGGCAGUGCAGAGCAUCCGGUCAGGAGAAUCGGACUCGGCUAUUGUCGCAGCGUCCAACUUGCAUCUGCAGCCUCACGAUAUGAUUUCCAUGUCAUUACUAGGACUGUUCAACGAACAUGGCAAGACUUUUGCUUUUGAUCACAGGGCAAAAUCCGGCUUUGCUCGAGGCGAGGGCACAGGAUGCCUUAUUCUCAAGCCUCUCCACCAAGCGCUCAAGGAUAAAGACAAGAUACGCUCCGUCAUUAUAAAUACCGGCACGAACCAAGACGGUAAAACCUCAGGAUUGACGAAUCCCAGCGGUGAGGCGCAGGAGCGUUUGAUAAGGGAAGUAUAUGCCAGAGCCGGCAUCUCCCCUGAGGACACUGGCUACGUUGAAGCCCAUGGAACCGGCCGUACAAAGCGCACGCCAUUGUAUAUGGGCUCUGUUAAAUCCAAUGUUGGCCACUUGGAAAAUGCAAGUGGGAUUAUAUCCGUCAUCAAAGCGUCCAUGAUGCUCGAGAAGGGCUUCAUUCUUCCCAACGCCAAUUUCGAAAAGGCUAAUGAGGCGAUUCCUCUCGAUGAAUGGAACAUCAAAGUUCCAACUAGUAUACGACCGUGGCCUCGACACAAGCGCUACAUCAGCGUCAACAGCUUCGGUUUCGGAGGCUCCAAUGCGCAUGUAGUGAUGGAGAAGGUUCCCUUCUCGCUUAUUGACUCUCCUUAUGACACCCAGAACGUGAUCCCAAGGUUAUUCGUCCUAUCCGCUCAUGAUGAGGGCGCCGCCAAGCGAGUGGUUGAAAAGCUUGGUAUCUACAUUGAGCAGCAUCCAGAGGUCUUUCAGAAGCGAUUGGGUAGAGAUAUGGCUUAUACACUUGGUGAGAGGAGGUCACAUCUGCAAUGGCGCAUCGCCAUUACAGCAUCGUCAUGCAGUGAGCUUGCUAAUGCGCUCAACGGCGUCGGUGCCACUCCUAUGGUAGCUUCGAAAGAGCCAAAAGUGGCAUUCGUGUAUACCGGACAGGGAGCGCAGUGGGCAGGAAUGGGCAAGGAGCUGAUGGAGAGCCAUCCGAUAUUUGCCAAUACCAUCAGCACAUGUAGUGACUACCUGCAGGAGAUUGGUGCCGAGUUCUCUCUUUUGGAUGAGCUAGCCAAGGGAAAAGAAGAAUCGCUGGUCAACGAGGCACACAUCUCGCAACCAGCAUGUACAGCGAUUCAGCUCGGCCUCACAAAGCUCUUGGAGUCCUGGGGAAUCACGCCGUCGGCCGUUAUUGGUCAUUCCAGUGGGGAAAUUGGAGCUGCCUUUGCUGCUGGUGCUAUUAGCCUUGAGGAUGCCAUGUCUGUGGCCUACUGGCGUGGUAAAGUUUCCUCAGAAUUGAAGCUCAAACACCCAAAUCUUCGAGGUGCCAUGUUGGCUGUCGGCGCUGGGGCCCAGGAGGUUAAGAGCAUCAUCAAGACUAAAGGGCUGCAGAACAUCACCGUUGCCUGUGAGAAUUCUCCAAAUUCCAUUACUGCUUCUGGAGACGAAGAAGAUAUCGACAAGCUUGCUGCAGAAUUGGAGAGUCAGAGCACCUUUAACCGCAAGUUGCGGGUGACAAUGGCAUAUCACUCAGCUCAUAUGCAACUAGUCGCGGAUGAUUACAAGACCGCAAUCAAGUACAUCGCAGAGAAUAAUACCUCCGGUGUCGAGUUUUAUUCGUCUUUACUAGGCAGUAAACUCAACUCCUCGACAUCUCUUGGGCCGUCAUAUUGGGUUGACAACCUUACCCAGCCUGUGCUCUUCUCUCCAGCUCUCAAAGAGCUUUAUCAGGGAGUAAAAGCAGAUGUCAUUAUCGAAGUUGGUCCUCAUGCUGCCCUAGAGGGCCCAAUCAAGCAGAUUUUGAAGAGUAUCAGCCCUCAAGCCGCAAUGGGAGUAAAAUAUUUACCGUGCCUCAUUCGCAAUCAGCAUGCGACCUCCACGCUUUUGGAUUGCGCGGGGAGCCUAUUUGUCAAAGGCCACCCCAUUAGUUUUAGGAAGAUCAACCAUCCUGACGAACGUAUUCGAUUGCCUGCUGUCGUCUCAGACUUUUAUCCGUAUCCUUGGACGGAACAUAAGUACUGGUUUGAGCCUCGUUCAUCCAAGCAGUUGCGUCAGAAGCCGUUUAGGCGCCAUGAUCUCUUGGGUCUCUUGGAAGAUUCAUAUAGCGAUAUUGAGCCGAAAUGGAAGAGCACCAUUUCAACAGAUGAUGUUCCAUGGCUCAAGGAUCAUCGAAUGCAGUCAUUAGCCACGUUCCCACUAGCAGGCUACAUCUGUAUGGCUGUGGAGGCGGCGUCACAACGUGCACAGUUGCGAGGUAUUCCGGCUGAGCAAAUCGAUGGUUUCCGCCUUCGAGAAAUUCAAGUCUCCAAGGCUCUCAUACUCGACGACGGUGCUCCAUAUGAGAUGGUAUUCUCUCUGAAGCCUUAUGCUGAGGGUACAAGAUCCAACUCUAGUGACUGGGAUGAAUUCCGCAUCUCCUCAUGGACCUCAACCAGAGGAUGGUUGGAGCAUUGCAGUGGCCUCGUUGGUAUCAAAAAAGCCACUUCGGCCAACCCAGUCUGUGAUGGAUUACUGCGCGCCGCUUCUAUUCGUCGCCAGCAAAUUCAGGGCAUGAACUGCCAUCAACUCCCCAUGGAUGCCUUCUAUUCUGAAUUGGAGUCUCGCGGGGCGGGUUACAGCGGAGCCUUCAGAAUCUCGUCAGAUGCUGAUAUGAAAAUGCACGGACAGUACUCUACUGCUUCUUUGACUGUUCCUGAUACAGCAACUAUAAUGCCGGCAUCUUUUGAGUCAGCAUCCAUUGCGCCUGCAGCAUUUGUGGAUUUGUUGUUUCAACUAACAUUUCCAAUACUUGGCGCGGGUUGUGGCGAAAUGCCUUCUCUCUUCAUGCCGUCCGCUGUCAAAGAAAUGGAAAUAAGCAGUAAGUUGCCUAGCAAUCCUGGCGACCGGGUGCAAGUUGUCGCUCAUGGGCGUCCAGACUUUAAAGCUCCUGGGCCCGUCGACUUUUUUAUCGAUAUGUGGUAUAAGGAUGACGUUGAGCCUGUGGCAAAGAUCAAUGGUUUUAGGAUGACACCAGUGAACGGCGACAUUGAUGAGAAUGCAAGCCCGCGAUCCAUCUGUUAUAAGGUACAAUGGGAAUCCCUUGACAGAGCCAACGAGAUGUCGGAAAGCAGCAACAGCCAGAACGGCCAGAACGGCCAUGCCAAUGAGGGAAAUGGUGCCAAGAAUCAUAUAAAUGGGCAUCACGAUACCCCCCAAGAGACUUCCGAAGAGGUGAACGGCAAUGGUGUGGCAGGUAACGGCAAGGCGACCAACGGCGAGGUUGCAGCAUCCAGUCUCAAUGACGGCCUAAGUGAUGCCGAGUUUGUCCUAAUCUCUCAUCAUGAUGGAAGUAAUCCACUCGUAGGAGCCCUUCUGGAUCUCCUGGAAUUGCGGACAGCGAAACGGCCACAGCUUGUUGACUUUUCCAACGUCAUGCCCGAACCUAGUUGCUGCUACAUCUGUCUGACCGAAAUAGACAAGUCACUGUUUGCCAAUAUGACCAAGAAGAUAUUCGAACAGAUGCAGAAUCUACUCACUACCUGUCAGUCUAUGCUCUGGGUAACCUCUGGAGCGUAUAGAUUUGCAGAUCAUCCAGAGGGCAAUAUUUCUCAAGGGCUCCUGCGCACAGUCCGUUCUGAGGCAAACAAGGCUGUAGCCUCUCUCGACUUAGAUCCCCAUUCGAAGCUUGAUGUGCGGGAUACCGCCGAGCUCAUUCUUCGUGCCGUUAAAAUUUCUACUGCGAUGCCCGAAGAUGACACUCCCGUAGACUACGAGUUUACGGAAGAAGGUGGCAAGCUUAUGGUUCCCCGUGUGGUCAAGCAAGAUGACAUGAAUCUUGCCAUCUUUCACGACACUGAGGCUUCAGCCGCGCCGCCCUACUUGCAACCGUUUGAACAAUCCGGACGACGACUCACAGUUGCUGUUGGCACUUAUGGCGCCCUUGACUCUCUUUACUGGAAAGAUGAACAUGAGACACCUCUGGGUGCACACGAAGUUGAGAUUAAAGUAGCGUGCACAGGCAUGAACUUCAAGGAUGUAGUUAUUGCAAUGGGCCAGGUUGCUAGUCCGUACCUCGGUGUCGAAUGCAGCGGCACGAUAUCCCGCGUCGGCUCGAGUGUUGGUUCUCUGAAAGUUGGCGAUCGUGUUUGUGCCAUGUCUCUGGGCGCCUACAGCACAUACUCUCGAUGCCUUGCGUCCAGUGCCGCUGCUAUCCCUGAUGAUAUGAGUUUCGAGAUUGCAGCAUCAAUUCCUGUUGUAUACUGCACCGCCUACUAUGGUAUCGUGGACCUUGCUCGACUGGAGUAUGGAGAAAAGAUACUGAUUCAUGCCGCAACCGGUGGUGUUGGACAAGCAGCCAUCCAGCUGGCGCAGAUGAUUGGCGCAGAAAUUUAUGCCACCGUUGGGAGUGCAGAUAAGAAGAAGUUCCUGAUGGAUACGUAUGGCAUCCCAGAAAGCCGUAUCUUUUACAGUCGAGACGUUUCGUUUGGUCCGGCCAUGCGGGAGGCCACUGGUGGCCAUGGAGUUGAUGUGGUGAUCAAUUCGCUUGCAGGGGAUCUUCUUCGUGAAACAUGGGAAUGCCUUGCACCGUUUGGGCGCUUCAUUGAGCUCGGAAAGCGGGAUAUCACAAAGAACACAAGACUCGAGAUGGCCAAGCUUGAGUACAACUGUACGUUCAGCUCAGUCGAUUUGACACUUGUUGCAGCAGAGCGGCCCAAAAUCAUGGAACGCACAUUUGCAUCCGUCAUGCGCCUCCUCGGAAACAAGACGGUCAACCCCAUCGGACCCAUCACAUGCGUCAACAUCCAAGAUGUCGAAGGAGCACUUCGCAAACUUCAAAGCGGCAAAACGACAGGAAAGUUGGUGGUAACGCAUAGUGGCAAAAGUCAGGUCAAAGCCACACAUCCUGCGCCUCGUUCAGAUAUGCUAGAGCGCGACGCAACAUAUCUGAUUAUUGGAGGAACAGGUGGCCUCGGACGCUCAAUCACGAGACGGAUGGUCAGGCGAGGUGCUCGUCACAUCAUCUUACUUUCUCGGAGAGGCAAAGUGACUGAUGAUUUGAGCAAGCUGAAGAAGGAGAGUCGGAAGCUGGGUGCUUCGAUAUACGUUGUGCCUUGUGAUGUCGCAGAUGAAAAGAGUGUCCGAGCAUUGGUGGAGGAGCUGCAAGAGGAUUUACCUCCAAUUCGAGGCAUUAUCCACGCGGCCAUGGUUCUCAGAGAUGUCCUUUUCGAGAAAAUGACCUUUGAAGAUUAUGAAGCCGUCGUUAGAAGCAAAAUUUCCGGAGCGUGGAAUUUUCAUAACGCGCUCAUCGAUACCCCUCUCCAAUUUUUUAUUGUCCUCUCUUCUGUUGCUGGCAUCGUGGGCAACCGAGGUCAGGCACACUAUUCUGCUGCCAACACGUACCUUGACGCUCUCGUUUUGCAUCGACGCCGCAAAGGCCUAGCAGCCGCAUCAAUCGAUCUUGCCGCAGUCGAGGGAGUCGGCUAUCUAGCUGAAAAUGCAGCCAAGAUGUCCCAGGUCAUGAAGAACUUGUCUGACAGUACUGUAGGUGAGGCGGAGGUAUUGGCAUUAAUCGAAUCUGCCAUGACAGGCAAAGUCGACUGCUUCUGCCAAGGCCAAGUAAUUACCGGAAUGGGCUUUGAUAACGCAUCGUCAAUGCCGUUUUACGCCACGGAUGCGAAAUUCUCUCACCUCCGUGCUGCUCUGCUCGCUGCAUCAGGCGACGCAGAUUCGCCCUCGGGAUCUGAGAAUUUGUCUAUCGGUCAGCAGCUGCGAAAAUGCACCAUUGCCGAAGAGGCUCAAGAGAUUGUGGCACAUGGCCUUCGAGACAAACUUGGCGCUAUUCUGAUGCUGCCUGAGGAGGUGAUGGCGGCACGACAGGGGAACACUUCCAUCACGGCUUUUGGACUUGAUUCAUUGAACGCCAUUGAGCUGCGGAAUUGGAUCGGAAAAGAGCUGCAAGCCCAUUUGCAGGUGCUGGAGCUGCUUACCAGCGGACGUGUUGCUGAUUUGGCAGGGCUGGUGCUUCGAAAGUCGAGGAUCGAGGGAGCGUGGACGGAGAAGUGA
Trichoderma breve is the source of this 6678-nucleotide messenger RNA. Its product is annotated as KR domain-containing protein. Gene Ontology annotation, biological process: secondary metabolite biosynthetic process; fatty acid biosynthetic process. The record is from RefSeq and is a predicted model, not a curated record. The transcript has 5 exons. Gene Ontology annotation, molecular function: oxidoreductase activity; fatty acid synthase activity; 3-oxoacyl-[acyl-carrier-protein] synthase activity. Lineage: Eukaryota; Fungi; Ascomycota; Sordariomycetes; Hypocreales; Hypocreaceae. The coding region runs from base 1 to 6678 and encodes 2225 amino acids.